AUGACAAAGGAAACAGCCCUGAAUCAUACUUCUGACUCGAGUCUAAACUCCGAUACUUCAAAUGAAGCUCAUUUUCAUGCUGAUCAUUACGAUGCUGUACCAUUAGACCUAUCUGGGGUAACAGAGGAUGCAGUUUCGAGACAAAUAUCCAGGAUUCAAUCCAGAAGGUCUAAAGACACUGAUCUUGAACAACAAGUGCAGAAUCCAAUACCUGAUCUGGAACCAGCAGAGAUUGAAAAAGUUAAUAGUAUUUCCGAUGAUCCAAAAUUCAAUCGUUUCCCAGCUAGUAAGAAAAAGUUAUAUGUUGCGGUUGCUUCAUUAUCGUGCUUCUUGUCGCCAUUAUCUGGUUUGUCAUUUUUACCAGCCGUUCCAGAAAUCGCUUCAAGAUUUAAUACCUCUGGUGAAGUUAUUAAUAUUUCAAGUGCAGUCUAUUGCAUAUUCAUGUCGAUUUCUCCUUGUAUAUUUUCUCCAAUCUCUGAUAUCUAUGGAAGAAAAAUCACUUUCAUUGUUUGUUCUUUCAUGUUUUCGGUAUCAACUAUCUUGGUGGCUGUUUCGGUAAAUUUAGCAAUGUUCUUCAUUUUUAGAGCUUUGACUGCCAUAUUUGGUACUUCUUUCUUUAGUGUGGGUGCUCAUGUGGUCGCUGAUUUAUACAUCCCUCGUGAAAGAGGUGCUUGUAUGUCUUACAUUAUAUGUGGAGCUCAAUUAGGUACCGCUUUUGGUGCAGUAAUCGGUGGUAUCAUUGUUAAUUAUACUAGUUGGAGAGUUAUAUUCUGGGCUUUAGCUGGUAUUGGUUUUUUGGUUUGCGUAAUGGCAAUUGUUCUUCUAGAAGAGACUUCCGUUGAAACCAGACAUUCAAAGAUUUUAAAAGAAGCUAAAAAGACAAACCCAAAAAAGAAAUUUGUCCUAGUUCCAAUAAACCCAUUCAGAAUCAUUAAGGCUUUAAAGUAUCCAACUUUAGUCAUUGAUGGUUAUAUCACUAUAUCUUUGGUUUUCAAUAUGUAUUCUUUGCUAACUCCAAUCAGAUACGUGAUGGAUCCAAGGUUUAACUUAACAAAACCAGUCUAUAGUGGUUUAUUCUACUUGGCUCCUGGGUUAGGCUACUUAGUCGGCAGUUUAUUUGGUGGUAAAUGGGCUGAUUAUGUUGUUAGAAAAUAUCAAAAGAAAAGAGGUAGAAGAGUUCCUGAAGAUAGACUACGUCAAACCUAUAUUCCUUUGGGAUUUAUUUACCCAGUUAGUAUUUUGAUAUAUGGUUGGUCAGUUGAGAAAGAAAAGGGUGGAAUGGCGGUACCAAUAAUCUUUAUGUUUAUCAGUGGUUUGGCUCAAACAAACAUCUUCCCAGCAAGUAACACUUAUUGUGUGGAUUCAAUGCCUGAAUUAGCUGGUGAUGCAAUUGGUAGUAGUUACUUUACGAGAUAUUUGGCGGCUGCCUUGGCCUCUGCCGUUUGCUUGAAAAGUAUCAACAAAAUUGGUGUUGGGUGGACUUGUACAUAUAGUGCUGCUUUACUAUGGAUAGGUUUCCUCUGUGCUGUCUAUCUAGUCAAAUAUGGUGAGGACGUACGAGUUAACUCACUUAUCAAAAAUGGUUUAAGAAAGCCAGAAGAGUUCGAAUCGAUCAAAUGA
Molecule: messenger RNA, 1620 nt
Organism: Hyphopichia burtonii NRRL Y-1933
Lineage: Eukaryota; Fungi; Ascomycota; Pichiomycetes; Serinales; Debaryomycetaceae
Product: MFS general substrate transporter
Exons: 1
Coding region: 1-1620 (539 amino acids)
Biological process (GO): transmembrane transport
Molecular function (GO): transmembrane transporter activity
Source: RefSeq, a predicted model, not a curated record